Paramecium sonneborni is the source of this 387-nucleotide messenger RNA. Lineage: Eukaryota; Ciliophora; Oligohymenophorea; Peniculida; Parameciidae. The record is from the annotation of a GenBank genome assembly.
AAUGAAUAAAACAAUAUUAGUAUUAAUAGCAAUAAUUCUCCUUACAUAAGGAAAAAGACACUAUAUAGAAAAUAAGAUAAAUAAAAAACAAGAAUUACUUGGAGGUAUUAGAUGGGAUACUCCAGAGAAUUUUAAAAAUGAUGAAGAUUAUCAAAAAGCUGUAAGAACAGCAAGAAAUGAAUUUCAUCAAGUUUGUCAUUUAUAAAAUAAUGUUAUUUGGAUAAGAGUUGAUAAAGUUGGUUUUUAGAUUGUAGAAGGUAUAAUGUGGUGGGUAUGAUAUGAAAUUAAUUUAGUUAGAAGUUUAAUUGAGUAGUAUUAAAGUUUAAGAGAUGAAAGUAUUGUAAGAAUUAGAAGGAACUUUUAAAUUAGUUGGAUGCACUUAAUGAC